This is a messenger RNA of Cydia strobilella, 19548 nucleotides long. RefSeq lists its product as uncharacterized. Lineage: Eukaryota; Metazoa; Arthropoda; Insecta; Lepidoptera; Tortricidae. The transcript is spliced from 11 exons. The record is from RefSeq and is a predicted model, not a curated record. The coding region runs from base 7953 to 10757 and encodes 934 amino acids.
UGAUUCCGUCGUUGGAGCAACGCCAUUUUGUGCGCAGCGGGGCUACAUUGGCCUCGCCUAUAAAAGGCUGCGGUGACGUCAGCGCCCGACAUUUAAAAUCUCAUCGUGGUGCGCAGUGGACGUGAAAGUGUUGUGACAAGAUCUUCAAGUGAAUUUGCCUGGGUUGGAUUCAGUCCCAUUGCGUUUCGCGUGGGUCUGCAUCCAUCCGAUGGCCGCCAUCUUGGCUGUCGCUGGGGCGCGGUCGCUGCUUGCACAACAAUGGGUUUGUAACGGUAUCGUGCAUUUAUUUUAGUUUAGUUAAUUUUGUGAUCCAAAUGUAAAAAGUUAAAUAUUUCAAUUUCAAUCUAUUUCUCGAUAGUAAAAUUGGAAUUUGGUUAUUAUUCAUAUUGAAUAAGAUAAAUUGUAACAUAUGUUUAAGUAUGAAAAAUAAAAAGAUUAUUUUCAAUGGAAAGUUGUAUUUCUCCUAUUUUGUUACUGUGAUUUCACCCGAAAUGUGUUAUUCCAUGAGUCAUCAUCGUCACUUCGCUUCGUGGAGAAAGUGGCGAGUGCGAACGAGAUCGAGCUCCAGACUCGGCCGAGCAGCCUGCGGUCUGCCGCCGAGCCGUCGCCGCCGCGGCGUUAAGGUUCCCUGCGUUCAGCCCACGGCUCCACUGUGCCAAACGGCGCGCGCUCAAAUACGUCCCGGUUAUCAGCCCACUAGGUAAACGUUAGGCCUCCGAAUUCCUCAUACGACUGGUGUAAUAUUAUCUUUUAUUCCAUAACAAUGUCUGCCCGUGCCCGCAUGCGGGCCCCCUGCGUGUAACGUUGUGUUUAGACCCCAGAGCGUUGCGGUUACCGUGCAGCUGCGCAGACCCAGUCGUGGCGGGUUGUCGCAAUCGCAUAGUUCAUCGUGCGCACUGCCUCUACGCGUCACGGUCACGUGAUGGCGCUACCCGGAACACUGAACACUAGAAUUAUCUUCCCGUAAGGAAGUACCUAUGUUGACAAUGUCGGUGAGUCACUUGUUACUGAGAAUGGUCUAAUUUUGAAAUAUAAAAACAGACUUUUUGGUAUUUUAUUGAUGAUCAUAAUAAUGAACAUUUAGCGUGAGCAUUUCUCUUAAACAACUAAAAAUAAAGUAACUCCUUACGAUUUGGACAAGUCACUCUUAUUGCUAAGAAAUUAUUCCAAUGUUGACAUAUAAAAACGUACCUAAUUACUGAAUCAGUGUCAUCUCACUUAGGUCAUGUCUAUGAAAUAACUUUUCUCCAAACAGGGUAUUACGUAUUUAGGAACAUGCUAGAACGAUCGGGAGGCCUUCUCGAGGUGACUUGAGGGAGUUUUCGGAGACUGUCCGUGAAUUAUCCGUGACCUCGCCAAUCUUCGCGGCGCUUUCUAUAUUAGGUAACCUGAGGUCACGAUAUUUGUGUGGAUGCAUGCAUAAACAUCUUAACUGCAGCUAUAUCUACACUUCGAGUGAGCAGUCUCCAGUUUAGUACAUGAAAAUUUCAUCUGCACACUGAGAGUUGGAAAUAUUAAAUUGAGGAAACGUGGCGUGGGCUGAUCAUUUCCGGGACCAUUCUGAACCAUAAUGCGCGACAUAGGCUACACACAAACAAACGAUUGCAUACAAAUUAAGAAUAGGAAUAUGAAGCAAGGACUUGUUAGAAUGCGCUAUACACCGGGAACCGUGGCUGGUGGUCAAGGUUGUGCGUGACCGAGUCAACCAACCAAACGUAAACAAAGCGAGGUGAAGCCCUUCUCCGCGAAGGCUAGCCCGGCCCCUAUAACAAGUGGACCGUCGGCCUCCACAGAUAAGUCAAUGCCGGUCCUAAUCUCUCUCUCUCUCUACCCCAAAUCACUGUUAGAUAAUAAACCUACCAAAAGCUGAAGUGCGUGAUGAAGUAAGACCGAUAUGCUUCGGUAUUAUUCUAAAAUUGAUAAUGACUGCUUGAUGAACUUCUCUAAUGCUAAGGUGAGUUUAGGCAAGAGUUUUUUUACUACCUAUACAAGAAAAAUUUAAAUUAAGCCUAUCAAAGAUUCAUACAUCAUAAUAAUCAGUUGUAUUUAAUACUUUCAACUGGUGGAAUAUUAUUAAAUCACAUUUACGAUCGGGUCUGUCGCGAAUUUAUUUUGUUACCUUUAUUUACCGACGUUUCGACACGGAGGGGCUACCGCGAAAAACGAAAUUCGCAAAUUGCGGGAAUCUUUCUCUUUUACUCCAAUGAAGGCGUAAUUAGAGAGACAGAUGCCCGCAAUUUGCGAACUUUGGAUUUUCGCGGUUAUAGCCCAGGUUUCACCGACUGGUUUCAGAUCACGUGCCACGACCAGUGAAACCUGUGUCGGUUUCGAUUUUCGGUCUGUAAAUAAAGGUAACAAAAUAAAUUCGCGAUAGACCCGAUUGAUGUGAUUUAAUAUGAAAGUUUUAAAUAGUGAAAUAUUAGUUGACAAUAGCUUAUUUAACAGAAAUAAGAGAACCCACUUGUUUAAAACAUUCAUAACAAGGGUAGGUACCUCUACCUAAGUAUACAAAAUUAUAAAUAAAAUGGACAUUAGUAGGUAGGUACGUCACUUAACCAUACAUUUAAUUUUUUCAGAUCCUGUAUAGUUGCAUACUAUGCUAUAUAAUAACUCUAUUUGAGGAACUAUAAAAUACACUACAGAUUUUACAUAUUUUACAAAUUAUAACAAUGGAAACAUGAAGUUAUAAUAACUUAGCGCCGAUCUAAUUUAGCUAUGAAACAGAAAACGAAUGUAUUGCAACCAACAUAAUUAUUAGAUGUUGAAAGAAGUAAUAAAGUAAGAAAUGUCGUGUGACUGAACCAUAUAAAAUAAACUAAAAACUUAAUACGGCAGCGAAAUAUGAAACAAGACUUGGGAACUGGGCAUUAGACUAGUAAUCCCUUUACCAUUGUGUCUGUUUUUUUACAUCUGCAGGUAAUGAGUCCGACCGGGUAGGGUUCUUAUCAAAUAACUACACUAGAUUGAGGAUGCAAAUGAAACUACUACAAACUACUAAACUAGUGGAGAAUCGGGAUAACUGGAGGAGCAGUGGAAAUAAAGAUAUGAAAGACUUGUUUACCUCUACCUAUAUCCUUAUGGAUUACUAUUGACCUGAAAAGCGGUAACAUGCUAGCGCUCUUGGCUACUAACCCCCUAUUUUUUUGUUUCGAUGUAUUUUGUUUUAGGCUCGCAACUAAUUUACCCACCCACUGACAACGACAAGUACGAGACAAAAUGACACAGGAAACUGUACCAAAGAAACCAAAUCUUGCAAGCCAGUUUUAUUUUUGAAUGAAAUAGUUUCGUUUGAUUUCAAUGGUGGUGAAAUCGUCGUGAAGUUGCAUACCUGUUUUGUUUUUAUUGUUAAUGGCAGAUACGAGCUUGUAAUGGAUGAGAUCCAGCGCCCACGUAUUAAAUUGACAACCGUUGAGCCUUCCUGUAUGGUGAAUAAAUAAGCCAAGGCUGAAACAUCUUUCAAACUGCCAGCAAGAGGUCUAUAUGAGAUAAAAUAAGGGUUAAGUCCCAAUUUGCAAUAGAAGUGUUUUUGCUGAGGCUGUUCGACUAUGAGAAAUUAAUUGGAGGAGCAGGUGUUAAUGGAUUCAAUUAUUAUAUCCAGUCAUAUUAUGAUAUUAGUAUUCGACUGGAAAGUAAACUGAGGAAUGUCUAAAGAAUAUGAAUGUUAGUUGAGGUUUCGCCCCUCCCCUGAAUGUGCUGGAGAAAGUAGCAUGGACAAACGGUAUGACCUCUAUUUUACUAUACCUAUCUAUUAUUGUAACGCUGAACUGAGAGCACCUGAGUGCUGCAAUAGUAUGUAUGCAUGUGCAGGAUAAUAUUUUGCUAUGUCCUUUCCCCGAAUUUGUUUAGUUUAGAUGCGUCCGUGGCAGUAUAUUCACACCAAAGAAUACAAAGAUGAUGAAUACUAUUCAUUCCAAACCGGAGAAAAUGCUCUGCCUAGCGGUCUUCUUCACUCAUCCCCCUGUUCACUAUGAUCAUCUAUCACUCGCACCACUGCAAAUGCGGACUGUAUGAAUGACGGCUACAAAUAUUUUAACUGCACGACAUACUUUUAAACUACGGGUGGUCGUCAGCCUGUACUGAACCAUUCAGGUAAAAUAAUUUUAUUGACUGUUCCAAAAAACUAGCAUCAACUCAGCUUUGUUGUAGUUGUAGUUAAUUAGAUCUAAAAUAUAACAUUAAUUUAUUUCUGAUAACAGCUAUUAUUAAGUCUGCAGUAACUACAGGUCUUUUUAUAUCAGUCAUGCUAUAAAAUCUUAAUAAAAAAAUACGAUGUGUUUCAAUUAAGUAGGUAGGAAUGUAAUCCUGGCACGUAGCCAGGGCGUUAGGAAUUUACUUUUUAGAGCUCGACGAGUAUGCCUAGUUACUGCUGCAAUUAUCCGCUGCUUGUACGAGAGAUUGCUGCAAUGAGACUUAGCUGCGUGUACGAGUGCUGCAAUGAUGCUCCGCCGCUGACUGCUGCUACAUCUGCGUCGAUCCCAUUACUGGCCAAUGGCUUCGUAAACGUGGUGCUGUCAAACCUAAGUAUAUUUAAGUGGUUCACUAGAGUUGUCUAUCCAGGUUCCUUUUCCCUGUAAUCAUAUGAUAAACAUGAGCGUUGCUGUCAUACGACAGCUUUUUAUUUAUAACCACUGCCUUAUCACAGAAUGCCUAAAACUACUGCUGCUGCCAGUUUCUGCAUUUGACUACUGCUGCCAUGAGUGCCAUGUCACAGAGUCCAUCAACGAGAUCGCCGCUGCCGGGCACGGCAUCUAAAGAUUUUUACUGCCUUGUCACAGAAUCCCUUAUAGAGACCGCUGCUGCCCUGCAGAGGGUCUAAAGACUACUGCUGCCUUGUCACAGAGUCGCCUCGCUUAUCAACACGACUGCUGCCCUGCACAGCGUCUACGUUUGACUACUACCGCUGCUGCCCCGCACAGCGCCUUUGACUGCUGCUGCCUUGUCACAGAGUCGCCCUUCAAGACCGCUGCUGCCCUGCACAGGGUCUAAAAGAUUACUGCUGCCUUGUCACAGAAUCGCCCUUCGAGACCGCUGCUGCCCUGCACAGGGUCUAAAAGAUUACUGCUGCCUUGUCACAGAAUCGCCCUUCGAGACCGCUGCUGCCCUGCACAGGGUCUAAAAGAUUACUGCUGCCUUGUCACAGAAUCGCCCUUCGAGACCGCUGCUGCCCUGCACAGGGUCUAAAAGAUUACUGCUGCCUGUCACAGAACCACCCUUCAAGACCGCUACUGCCCUGCACAGGGUCUAAAAGAUUACUGCUGCCUUGUCACAGAAUCGCCCUUCGAGACCACUGCUGCCCUGCACAGGGUCUAAAAGAUUACUGCUGCCUUGUCACAGAAUCGCCCUUCAAGACCGCUGCUGCCCUGCACAGGGUCUAAAAGAUUACUGCUGCCUUGUCACAGAAUCGCCCUUCAAGACCGCUGCUGCCCUGCACAGGGUCCAAAAGACUACUGCUGCCUUGUCACAGAGUCGCCCUUCAAGACCGCUGCUGCCCUGCACAGGGUCAAAAAGCUUACUGCUGCCUUGUCACAGAGUCCUUUCAAGAUCGCUACUGCCUUGCAUAGCGUUGAGUCUGACUACUGCUGUCUACCACAUACCUAGUCUUUUACCGCUGCUGCCACGGCACAGCCGGUUCGUUUUUCUACUUCUGUUUUGUCACAGAACCGACAAUUGCUGCUGCUGCUUUGUCUACGUGUAUAUUGACCGCUGAGUGUCCACCGUCCACUGGCGUGACCGCUGUUACCAUGUCCCGGUGAGACGUUUGUAAAGUCUUAUCAUUUAUUUACUGAAAAUAAGUAGUACCAUGCCAGAGCUUCUUAUGAUAACGACAAUAAAGUUUAAACUAUAUUUAAAUGCCGCGGAUAAACCACAGCACGUCUAGGUGUUAACGCUGCUACGUGCAGCAUUGUCCAUAGAUACUGUACCUCUUAUCACCAACGCAACGUGAUAGGCUGGAAAAAUCAUCGAGCCACCCGUGCAAAUUUUCCUCUACAAUGGAAUGGAACGCGCAACCACGCUUCGCAGAAAGUCAGGCCAGCAACCUUGCAUCGAGAUCCUUUCCUGUAUUAGAAUGAUGGUAAGAAUAUACUGAGAAAUAUAAGAAAUACACUAAUAAGUAAAACAUCCGAAACAAAAAAGCUUUGCGAAAGGUAAAUUACCUAGUUUUUGAUUUAUUUUAAAUAUGCAAGACGAAUGCCAAGAAAGGGAAAUAUUUGCCUGCCUACACGUAGCGAACGAUCAAUCACGGUAGGGCUCUCGUUCCGAAAGCACACAGGCGCAAAGUUAUUGUAUUUCCUCAGCCAAACUCGAGCCAAGAUUGCUGGACUACUUCUUGGGCGCAAGUCAACCUGCUUCUGUGGUUACGUAGCUUCCCGGUCUAGUCUGCCCGCAUCGCGGUGCCAGCGCGAUCCGCGCUCCUGUGGUGCCAGCCUGGCCCAGUCUGCCUCCAGCGAUGCUAAUCCGGUCCAGUCAGCGCUCCAGCGGUGUCAGCUAGGUCCAGUCUGCGCUCCAGAGGUGCCAGCCCGGUCCAGUCUUCGUGCCAGUGGUGCCAGCCCGGUCCAGUCUGCGCCCCAGCGGUGCGAGCACGGUCCAGUCUGCGCUCCAGCGGUGACAGCCCGGUCGAAUCUGCGCGCCAGUGGUGACAGCCCGGUCGAAUCUGCGCGCCAAUGGAGCCAGCCCGGUCCAGUCUGCGCUCCAGCGGUGACAGCCCGGUCCAGUAUGCGCGCCAGCGGUGCCAGCCCGGUCCUGUCUGCGCGCCAGUGGUGCCAGCACUGCCAGCCGGUCCAGUCAGCGCGCCGGUGGUGCCAACCCGGUCCAGUGUGCGCGCCAGUUCAUCCAGCCGACAGCGGAAUGACACGAUUUCAAGUCUAAUCGUCUACAACAACGUUGUGAAGUCUGCCUGCCUCAACGGUGAAAAGUAAGGAUGCCUGCCGAAGAGGUUCGAGUCUGACUCAGCCGAAGAUACCAGUGUUCUGCUCUGCCCGUCAGCGUGAUGCCAGUCCGGUCCAGUCUGCGCGCCAGUGGUGCCAGCCUGGCCCAGUCUGCGCUCCUAUAGUGCCGGCCCGUUCCAGUCUGCGCGCCAGUGGUGCCAGCCAGCCUGGUCCAGUCAGCGCGCCAGUGGUGCCAGCCCGGUCCACCUGCGCGCCAGUGGUGCCAGCCAGCCCGGUCCAGUCAGCGCGCCAGUGGUGCCAGCCCGGUCCACCUGCGCGCCAGUGGUGCCAGCGCGGUCCACUCUGCGCACCAGUGGUGCCAGCCCGGUCCAGUGUGCGCUCCUAUGGUGCCUGCACGGUCCAGUUUGCGCGCCAGUGCUGCCAGCCCGUUCCAGUCAGCGCGCCAGUGGUGCCAGUCUGCGCGCUAGUGGUGCCAGUCUGCGCACCAGUGGCGCCGGUCUGGUCCAGUCUGCGCGCCAGCUCGUCUAGCACUUAAUAGCCUACAAAAACGACGUGAAACGCUGCAACGGAGCGAACACGAUCCUGUUUUCCCUUCUGAAGUGGUACGAGACCAGUCCAGCUUGCACAACUACCGAAGAGGUUCGAGCCUGAAUUAGCCGAAGAUACCAGUCAGUUGUACGAGCAAGGUCCAGUGGCGCCAGUGGUGCCAGCCUGGCCCAGUCUGCGCGCCAGGGGUCCAACCGGUUCCAGUCUGCGCGCCUGUAGCGCUAGUCCGGUCCAGUCUGCUCUCCAGAGGUCCAGCUUAGAGCAGUCUGUGCUCCAGUGGUGCCAAACCGGUCUAGUCUGCGCGCCAGUGGUGCCAGCCCGGUCCAGUCUGCGCUCCAGGGGUCCAGCCCGGUCCAGUCUGUGCGCCAGUGGUGCCAGCCCGGUCCAGUCUGCGCUCCAGGGGUCCAGCUCGGACCAGUCUGCGCGCCCGUGGUGCCAGCCCGGUCAAGUCUGCUCCAGGGGUCCAGCUCGGACCAGUCUGCGCGCCCGUGGUGCCAGCCCAGUCCAGUCUGCGCUCCUAUGGUGCAAGCCCGGUCCAAUCUGCGCUCCUAUGGUGCCUGCCCGUUCCAGUGUGCGCGCCAGUGGUGCCAGCCCGGUCCAGUGUGCGUUCCAGUGGUGCCAGCCCGGCCCAGUGUGCGCGCCAGUGGUACCAGCCCGGUCCAGUGUUGCGCGCCAGUGGUGCCAGCCCGGUCCAGUGUGCGCGCCAGUGGUGCCAGCCCGGUCCAGUCUGCGCACCAGUGUUGUCAGCCCGGUCCAGUCUGCGCUCCAGGGGUCCAGCUCCGGGCAGGCUGCGCGCUAGUGGUGCCAGCCCGGUCCAGUCUGUGCCCCAGGGUGCCAACCCGGUCCAGUCUGCGCUCCAGGGUUCCAGCUCGGUCCAGUCUGCGCGCCAGUGGCGCCAGCCUGGUCCAGUCUGCGCGACGGUGGCGCCAGCCUGGUCCAGUCUGCGCGACGGUGGUGCACCCGGUCCAUCCUGCGCUCCAGGAGUCCAACCCGGUCCAGUCUGUGCCCCAGGGUUCCAGCCCGGUCCAGUCUGCGCGCCAGAGGUGCCAGCCCGGUCCAGUCUGCGCUCCAGGGGUCCAGCUCUGGGCAGGCUGCGCGCCAAUGGCGCGUGCCUGGUCCAGUCUGCGCGCCAAUGGCGCGUGCCUGGUCCAGUCUGCGCGCCAUUGGCGCCUGCCUGGUCUAGUCUGCGCGCCAAUGGCGCCUGCCUUAGCCAGUCUGCACGCUAGUGGUGCCAGCCCGGUCCGGUCUGCGCGCCUGUGUUGUCAGCCCGGUCCAGUCUGCGCUCAAGGGGUCCAACUCCGGGCAGGCUGCGUGCUAGUGUUGCCAGCCCGGUCCAGUCUGUGCCCCAGGGUUCCAAGCCCGGUCCAGUCUGCGCGCCAGUGGCGCCAGUCUGGUCCAGUUUGCGCUCCAGUGGCGCCAGCCCGGUCCAGUCUGCGCUCCAGGGGUCCAGCUCGGACCAGUCUGCGCGCCCGUGGUGCCAGCCCAGUCCAGUCUGCGCUCCUAUGGUGCAAGCCCGGUCCAAUCUGCGCUCCUAUGGUGCCUGCCCGUUCCAGUGUGCGCGCCAGUGGUGCCAGCCCGGUCCAGUGUGCGUUCCAGUGGUGCCAGCCCGGCCCAGUGUGCGCGCCAGUGGUGCGAGCCCGGUCUAGUGUUGCGCGCCAGUGGUGCCAGCCCGGUCCAGUGUGCGCGCCAGUGGUGCCAGCCCGGUCCAGUCUGCGCUCCAGGGGUCCAGCUCUGGGCAGGCUGCACGCAAAUGGCGCGUGCCUGGUCCAGUCUGCGCGCCAAUGGCACCUGCCUGGUCCAGUCUGCGCGCCAAUGGCGCCUGCCUUAGGCAGUCUGCGCGCUAGUGGUGCCAGCCCGGUCCGGUCUGCGCGCCAGUGUUGUCAGCCCGGUCCAGUCUGCGCUCCAGGGGUCCAGCUCCGGGCAGGCUGCGCGCUAGUGGUGCCAGCCCGGUCCAGUCUGUGCCCCAGGGUGCCAACCCGGUCCAUGUUGCGCGCCAGUGGUGCCAGCCCGGUCCAGUGUGCGCGCCAGUGGUGCCAGCCCGGUCCAGUCUGCGCUCCAGGGGCGCCAGCCCGGUCCAGUCUGCGCUCCAGGGGUCCAGCUCUGGGCAGGCUGCGCGCCAAUGGCGCGUGCCUGGUCCAGUCUGCGCGUCAAUGGCGCCUGCCUGGUCUAGUCUGCGCGCCAAUGGCGCCUGCCUUAGCCAGUCUGCACGCUAGUGGUGCCAGCCCGGUCCGGUCUGCGCGCCUGUGUUGUCAGCCCGGUCCAGUCUGCGCUCAAGGGGUCCAACUCCGGGCAGGCUGCGUGCUAGUGUUGCCAGCCCGGUCCAGUCUGUGCCCCAGGGUCCAGCCCGGUCCAGUCUGCGCGCCAGUGGCGCCAGUCUGGUCCAGUUUGCGCUCCAGGUGUCCAGUCUGCGCUCCAGGGUUCCAACCCGGUCCAGUCUGCGCGCCAGUGGCGCCAGCCUGGUCCAGUCUACACUCCAGGGGUCCAGCUCUGGGCAGGCUGCCUUAUCCAGUCUGCGCGCUAGUGGUGCCAGCCCGGUCCGGUCUGCGCGCCAGUGUUGUCAGCCCGGUCCAGUCUGUGCUCCAGGGGUCCAGCUCUGGGCAGGCUGCGCGCCAUUGGGGUCUGCCUAAUCCAGUCUGCGCGCUAGUGGUGCCAGCCCGGUGCCGUCUGUGCCCCAGGGUUCCAGCUCGGUCCAGUCUGCGCGCCAGAGGUGCCAGCCCGGUCCAGUCUGCGCUCCAGGGGUCCAGCUCAGACCAGUCUGCGCGCCCGUGGUGCCAGCCCGGUCCAAACUGCGCGCCAGUGGUGCCAGCCCGGUCCGGUCUGCGCGCCAGUGGUGUCAGCCCGAUCCAGUCUGCGCUCCAGGGAUCCAGCUCGGGGCAGGCUGCGCGCCAAUGGCGCCUGCCUGAUCCAGUCUGCGCGCCAGUAGUGCCGGCCCGGUCCAGUCUGUGCCCCAGGGUUCCAGCCCGGUCCAGUCUGCGCGCCAGUGGCGCCAGCCUGGUCCAGUGUGCGCGCCAGUGGUGCCAGCCCGGUCCAGUGUGCGCGCCAGUAGUGCCAUCCGGGUCCAGUCUGUGCCCCAGGGUUCCAGCCCGGUCCUGUUUGCGCGCCAGUCUGCGCUCCAGGGGUCCAGUCUGCGCUCUAGGGUUUCCAGCCCGGCCCAGUCUGCGCGCCAGUGGCGCCAGCCUGGUCCAGUCUGGGGUCCAGCCCGGUCCGGUCCAGUCUGCGCUCCAGGGUUCCAGCCCGGUCCAGUCUGCGCGCCAGUGGCACCAGCCCGGUCCAGUCUGCGCUCCAAGGGUCCUGCUCUGUCCAGUCUGCGCUCCAGGGUUCUAGCCCAGACCAGUCUGCGCGCUCGUGGUGGCAGCCCGGUUCAGUCUGCGCGCUCGUGGUGCCAGCCCGGUCCAGUCUGCGCGCCAGUGGUGCAAGCCCGGUUCGGUCUGCGUGCCAGUGGUGCCAGUCCGGUUCAGUCUGCGCUCCAGGGUGCUAGCCCGGACCAGUCUGCAAACCCGUGGUGCCAGCCCGUUUCAGUCUGCGCGCCAGUAAUGCCAGCCCUGUCCAGUCAGCGCUCCAGUGGGGCCGGCCCGGUCCAUUCUGCGCGCCAGUGGCGCCAGCCAGGUCCAGCCUGCGCGAGCCGACUGGGUAGCCGAACUAGCCGACUGCGGAGUGUUUUUCAUCCUCAACCGUAAAUAGCCUACAAGAACGGCGUGAAGUGCUUGCUGCAACGGAGCGGCCACGAUCCUGUCUUCCCUUCUGAAGUGGUACGAGACCAGUCCAGCCUACGCAAAUACCGAAGAGGUUCCAGCCUGAAUUAACCGAAGACACCAGUCGAAGUUGUACGAGCAAGGUUCAGUGGGGUCAGCCCCGUCCAGUCGGCGCGCCAGCGGUGCUAGCCCGGUCCAGUCUGCGCGCCAGUGGUGCCAACCCGGUCCAGACUGCGCGCUAGUGGUGCCAGUCCGGUCCAGUCUGCGCUACAGUAGUGCCAGCCUGGUCCAGAGUGUCCGCCUGCGCGGAGCGGCCUAAUAGUCCAGUCUGCCCGCAUGCGCGGAGCUGCCUGGUCCAGUCUGCUCUGCGCGGUCUACCCCAGUCCAGUCUGCCUGCCAGCGUGGUGCUGCCCGGUUCAGUCUGUUCUGCGCGGUGUUGCCAGCUCGGCCGUGUCUUUGCCAAUGGUGCUUAAUAAAAUCGAGUAACACACCUACUAUCUGCCUGUCUGAACGAACGCAAUCCGGUCUACCUACUGAGAGGUUUGAACCCGAUCCAGUCAGUCUACCAGUCGAAGUAGCAGCAUCGUGAUCCAGUCUGCCGCCUGUAGUGCCAGUUUACCAGGGUUUCCUGACUCCGCAUAGCAAGUCUGCCUGCUUAGAGCAGAGCUCCAUUCUGCACGCGCUGCGGGCUUGAUUCAUUUGCCGCCAGAACGCUACCAGAUGCAAUGCAGCUAUAAUUGGUCAACGAGACCUGUUUCCUGUCAAUCAAAUACGUUACGCUUAAUAAUCGCUAGGUGCGUUUCUCAUUUGGCCGUCUCGUGCUACUGACUGACAGAACCCGCCAACGCGGGCGUGCCUAAUCCAGACAUUGUCAACAGAACCAAACAAGAGUCCAGUCCGCCCACCAUAAAGCUAGAUGGCCACUGCAGCCAGUGAGACCAGUUCGGAGUCUAGCAAGCCUGCCUAAGGGUGCGUGUCUGAUUUUGCCCUCGUCAAUAAAGCAUAAUGUCUACCGCCAUAGCGGUAUAUGUUUAAUUGAACUUUUUAACAGAGCCAGGCAGCGCUAUCCAAGCCUGGGGGUUCCGGUUGUCAUUGAAGACGUGUACCAAUUAGCCAGAAACCUCUAAUUUUACAAGUCUCCCUGCCUGUGCAUCUGUGAUCCACACUUUGUCAACAGUGUCUGACAUAGCCAGCCAAGAAGCGCAAGCUGUUGACCGCCAGGAGGAAAGUGCAGUCGUAGACAUCGGGGUUAAAUACAACCCACCACCGGCGCCGGAUUCAGCAUUGGACUCGUCGAGGCUAGGUAUGACCGCGAGACCUUAAUCUCACUAUUGUCAACAGAGCUAGGCGUGCUUUCGCGAGUUUGAAUCCAGCCACCCACUGAAUCUGCCUGUUCUGAUGUCAGUCUGUGAACAUCAGACUUCACCAGUCAAGAAAAAUGCAAGUUUGGGGUUCAGUUGGAGUCAUUUAUGUGUAAGCAUGUAAGCUACCAGAAGUAAGCAUGACUUUGACCCCAAGCUACCUUGAUUACAGAACUUGACUAGUCGGACCGCCAUAGCGGGCCAUAAUCCACUUAUUGUUAACAGAAUGAGACGAGUCUACACGACUGCGCGGUGAGUGAAUCCAGCCACAUUGUCAUACACCUGAUAUUACGCCAGAAAUAAUGCAAACUUGGGCCAAACUAGUCGCCCAGACGUGAGCCUCUCUUCAACUGCGGAUUCCGUCUCUAGUCACGGAGUUUAAAGCGGUAUCCAUCCAAUCCAGUUAUUGUUGACAUAGCCAGACUUACUCGUAUCUGCAAUUGAACGCGAGUCCUGCCGACCUCUGAAUGAUCCGAUGUCUGCCUAACCAAAUCCAACCGUCAUAUUCAAAAAAAUAAAGACAAAUAAGGUCCAGUCGUAAAUUGUGAACCAGACGGUAGUCACAAACUCACAAGUCGUGGUGCGUGCAACCAUAAUCCACCUAUUGUUAACAGAACCAGAUAUGCGUCUCAGCGCUGCGUGAAACCCAGCCAUUAUAGAUAGAGCCUGACACCAGACACCGACAAUCUUCUGAUAUCCUGCCCGUCCCCGUCCAGAACCCAUCGGAGUGGUGGGUGCUAAUCAUAAUUAAGCUAUUGUUUACAGAGUGGCCACGUAUCUGAACUUUGAUCCUACCACCACCUUUAACCUGAAUCUGACUUCGGGUGAUGAACCAGUCGUGAAUAGGUUACCUACCUAAAAAGUUGAUCAGGUCUGCUGGUUCUGCUUGCCAGAGGAAUGCGAGUCAACAUAGAUACACCAAAGAGAAGUCUACUUUGUCGAGCUAGCCAAGUCUAUACGCGAGAACGGGUGCGUCAACCAUUAACAGAGGCUGUGCGGUGCAUGGAACGCGCAUUCUAGAGAAUCCAGCUCGCCAUGAAGUUGCAAGUUUUAUUUUUGCCUAUCAUUGUCGAAAGCACACGUGUGCACAUCACCCAAAGCGGCGUGAGAAGAGAAGCCCAAUAUUAGCGCCAGCCCGGUUCGACCACCAAAGCCCGCUUGUCACUGCCUGCCAGACUGGUGCUCUCCUGCUUCAUCAUAAGGUUCGAUAUAUUAUUAGUGCACGAUUAUAAUUUUCUUUGAGGUACGAUUUUCAUUUUUACGCCAAGCCACUCAUAACACAAAAUAAUAAUAAUGCCUCCUCCAAAAUCGGCGCCCAUAUUUGACAGUUUCCUGUUAUCUCCAUCAGUCUUCGUUCAAGCCUUGCCCAGGUUGUAUUUCUUCAAGUGUAUUCGACCACCGUCAUCGAAACGAGAUCCAAAGACUCCAAUUUUAACACUGCGAAGUCUACUAAUCGCCGAGCCAAAUCGUCUUUUACAUUGGAUUGUGAGUCUCUUUUUGUAAAUUUUUGUCUUAGUAUAAGUUCAUCGAUCUGCGGGUUGCAGAGUCAUCAUUCUUCAGAUCUUCGGGUUUGUCGUUUCUUAGAUCAUCGGCUUUGUCGUUUCCUAGAUCUUCGUGUUCGUCAGGCUUCGAACUUCGUGUUCGUCAUUCUUCUAACUUCGUGUUCGUCGGUCUGCGAACUUCGUGUUCGUCGGUCUUCGAACUUCGUGUUCGUCGAUCUGCGAACUUCUUGUUCGUCGGUCUUCGAACUGCGUGUUCGUCGGUCUUCGAACUGCGUGUUCGUCGGUCUUCGAACUGCGUGUUCGUCGGUCUUCGAACUUCGUGUUCGUCUGUCUUCGUGUUCGUCGGUCUUCGAACUGCGUGUUCGUCGGUCUGCGAACUGCGUGUUCGUCGGUCUUCGAACUGCGUGUUCGUCGGUCUGCGAACUGCGUGUUCGUCGGUCUUCGAACUGCGUGUUCGUCGGUCUUCGAACUGCGUGUUCGUCGGUCUUCGAACGGCGUGUUCGUCGGUCUUCGAACUGCGUGUUCGUCGGUCUUCGAACUUCGUGUUCGUCGGUCUUCGAACAGUAAGUUCAUCGGUUUGAAAACUGCGAGUUCAAUUUUAGACUGCGUGCUCGUCGGUUUUAUAACUUCGUGUUCGUCGGUCUCCGAACAGCAAGAUCGUCAGGUGGUCGGCGAUCUUCGAACAGUAAGUUCGUCGAGUUGCAAACUGCGAGUUCAACGUGUUUUUGUCUGCGUUGUCGUCGGUCUACGAGUUCAACGUGUUUUAGACUGUUCAUCUGUUUGCGGGUACACUUUUCUUAGGCCUUCGAGCUGCGGGUUCAUCUGUCUUCGAACUGCAUUUAUAAUAUGUUGGUCUGCGUGUACGCCAUCCGUCGGUCAACGGUCAUCUUAACUUCGGGUUCGACGUACUUCGAAAUGUGGGUUCGACAACCUUCAAGCACUUGUAAGUGUAUUACUUUUUAAAAUAUCAUUUAGGGAGGUCAUCUGCCGUCGAUCGCAAGCACCUCCGCGGCUACGUACCCUGUUUUCGUCCUUCGAGCAAUAUCCGGCUCCACACUUACCAUAUUUUAGAUAAUCGUCCGCAAUUCUCUCUUCGUGCCCUGCUUGUCAGACUUCGCGCCUUGCGGUCGCCAUUCUUCGUGCUUCGCAAUCACCUGUCUUCAUGUUUCAUUCACCAUGACACUGGCUACUGACUACCCGCCCUACAAGCCUAUUGUACCUCCGUGCUUCUAAUUCUUCUUGACUCUACCUACACACAGCGCCCACACGUAAGCCUGCUUUAUUUCACAGAUCAAGAAAUAUUCAACAAAGGAGCAAAAAGAAAAGGCCGGCAUUGGAACUUAAAAACCCAUAGAAGCUCAUAGGUACAAGAACGCAACGGACCUUUAAAAUGAAAGAGAACUCUGGUGGCGUCAGUUAUACCGCGAGAGCGUCAAAGCGUAAGCCUUUUGCUCCGCAGAUGGUGUCAUCAACUGUUACUGCACAAAAAAAACUAUCAGCAUUUAGGUAUUGAAGAGAAGCAACAACCAGAAAUGUAUCUUGUAUGACUGGACAGCAUCUCUCCUACAUCAAACAACCCAUCCAGGCAACCUACUUAUAUUUCUUAAUUAUGAUAAAAAGUGUGUCUAACGAUUUUGUUGCAGACAAUAAUAUCACGUGAGCAUAUUUUAUCACUUUUUGAACGCUUUAUCUGGACAUGUGAUGCCUUAAUGUUUUUUUCCAUAGUUAGUCUACUUAAAGAAUAUUAUUGGUAUGUCACUAAUAUAAUAAUGUAAUUUUCAUAUUUGUAUACUUAACUGUGCAUUUGUACUUUAUGUGUUUUGACUGGUUACGUGUUCGAAAUGUGUGUUUAAAUCUGUUUUAGCCGAACCAUCUCAAUAGCACUAAAUCCACAAACCUAAUGAAUUGCACAGAUUGGGUACUCAAGAGCGAACGUCUUGCUUUGUUUAGGACUAGUCUGGAAUUGUUAGUUUCUUUUAGAUAUUGGAUUACCUACUAACGUAAGAAGCUUGCACGAGCAGACUGAAUUAUAGCCGCAUGGGACGCUUAUUACGAAACUUGUUUUUGGCUCUUCACCCAAAACUAGAAAUGUACUACAACAAUAAUAUGGGCAUGAAGUUGCGCCUUCAUAUUGCAAGACCCUAUUUAGAAGGUAUAGCAGAUUUUUUUUACUUAUAUAACAAAUGUUAAUGUAGUAACCUGUUUCUUGAUCUUUAUUAGACGGUAGAAGUGCGGAAAAAUUUUGUAUGUUCGCAGGUGAAAUGUGCAUAAUAGGUAUUGGUACUUUUAAUAUUUUUACUCUUAAUCCAGUUAUUGUUUACGUGUCAUGUAAUAUUGUCUACUUAGUUUAAAGGUGCUGUUCAAUGCUUGAUCCAAUAUGAUUUUAUCUGCUUUUCCACUCGUGUUCGAUGUGUGUCGUAUGUUUUUUUAGAUUUAGAUACUGCAACAUUGACUAACGGCUGCUUGGCACGGCAUGGUUAUGGAAAAAGAACAUUGCAACAGCUUGCAAGUAUUAGUGAAACCUGCAAUCCUGAAGAUAUUACAGAUUCUAUAAAUUGUACAGAGCGUAACCUGGGAUGCGUGCAAAACUAACAUAUGGGCGAAGAUUAUUGAUUACUGCAGCCGAGAAUUCUUUUGUGAAAUGUGCUGUUUGUGCAUUGCUUUUUGGUUGAUUAUGUAUUUGAAGUGUAUCUGUAUAUCGUUUUGGUUGUGUUAAAACUAUGUAGACUUUGGCGAUAACGGAGUGCACGACAAUAAAGUAGAUAUUAACACGAAACUUCGAUAAAAGCUGGAAUUGUGUGCUUGACUUGAUAUACUUAAAUAUAAAAAUACAGAGAAGAAAAACUAAGAACAUGGUACGUACGCUAAUACAACCAUUUCAGGAUGACAGGAAGGCGAGAGGACCUAUAUACGAAUUUACAUUGAAUUGCUACAUAUGUAUUAACGGCAUGGAAUGAAACUAAGCACCUUCGACGAUAACUUGAGUGGUGCCCUUAGCCGUAAUAGAAAGAUAGAUGCAAACGAACACAGAGGGUAAGGAAAUAUGUUUUUUUUUUUUUUUUUCAAUUUAACGGAAAUGGAAAUUUGGCCUUUCGGAGUUGGAAUCUGGAAUAAAUAAAAUAAAAUAAAAAUAAAUAAAUUCACAAAAGGAUGAAGAUUAACGCUAGAUCAGGGACAGAAAACGGAAAGUAAAAAGACGCACUGAGAUUUACAAACAGGUACAACCAAUUUUAUUUUUUUAGAUUAUUCCAAUUCGAAGAUUUUAGCUAGCACUAGUGUUCUCUUGAUCUGAAAUAUAGAAAUAACGGUAGCUAGUGGAGGUUCAAAAACAUACAAAUCAAUGGCUCUCGAGGAUUUUCAGCUUAUUCGUACAACUAGAGAAGGUAUGUUUUUUCAGACAUUAAUCUGAUGAGUAACAAAAGCGAAGGUACAUAUGGAUUUAAAAUGUUUAUUAAAUGCAGCAUAGGAAUGUGGUACGUAAGCUAAUUUAAGAUUUUUAGAUAAAAAUAAAAUCGAUCUCUAAAAGUGUGACUGAAGAAUCUGAAGCAAUUGAGAAGAAAAUCGCAAUUACUACUUAAAUACAUAAUAUCAACACAUACACUUGGUACGUACUGACUCAAGCCUAGAUGAAACAUCUAUUUCCAAUACAGAUACCUAUACUUACUGAAGACAGCGGUAAAGGAUAAAGAAUGUCGAUAUUGAGCAAAGACAAUCGAAAGUAUGAGGUUUGAACGUGGCCAUUAAAGACGAUUAAACACACAUUGGGUACGUACGUACGAUUUUUUUUCUUCAGAUGACUCAUAAUUCGGAAUACUCGAUAAUUUCAGAUUGACCUAUUGAGCAAUAUUGGAUGUUUUGAAUUGAACACUGAAGGUAUGAAAUUCUCAAUUUUUUUUGAAAUAGAACACUAGUACGAGGUAAGAACGUGGUCCAAAAUAAGUACGUGGUACACAAGCUUGAAGAAGGGUACGUAAGAUAUAACAUCGAUUCUUAACCUACUCGAAGAUUAAAAGUGAAACAUAAAUGGCACAAGACAGAACGAGGAAACUAAGACAGAAGAUAGUCAUCAACUGGAACACGUGUGGUAUGUAAGCUAAUAAAGAUACGGUCGAACAACUGUUCUCCUAGAGACUACUUCGAACUACCAUACCAUUUGGAACUGGACUCGGAAAUAAUGAAGGUACUGAAUUAAAUUACACCAUAAGGAGUGUCGAUGUCGGUGUCUAUAGCCAAGUAAAUGAAAGAUGCGAGGUUCGUUCUUAUUAACGGGAUUAGGUAUGUAAAAUUCAUGAUUUUUUGAUGGAACACCGGUUCGCCUUACUCGAUGAUUUCAGACUACCAUGGAAUGCCAAAGGUAUGAAAUUAUAAAGAAGCUGAUCACUAAAGCUAAGAAUACAACGUUCGAACGUAAUAACUAAAUAGGUACAGAGUUCAAACUAGUACUGGAACGUGAUCUAAUUCAUAGCAGUCUACGAGAUCCAUUGAACUUACACAAUGUGGUUUCAAGGUGCGUAAUAAACAAAGUUGACUGCGACCGGACCAGCGAGGAAUAUCCAAUAGCUGUUAAGCCGCUAUGUAAGACAAGUAAGCGAAAGAAAAUAACUACAAUUUUGAAAAUUAAAGAAGCAAUAUAGCCAUUCGAAUUUAGAGUAGGUAAGUAAGUAUGAAAUAAUGAGGAUUUAUUUACAGACUUUAUUAACUUGAAUUAUUUAAAGAGAAUGAAUGAAUUCUAAGUCUACUUGCUAAAUCAUAGAUUGAUUAAAAAUAUCUAUUGAUGAAAACAACAUACGCUACAUCUAUUGGUAUAAACAACAUGUUACGUCGUCUAUCGACACCACAAAUCAUUGAAUUGAACAAAUGUUAUUGGCAACUUCGGACACACGAAGGUAUUGGUAAGUUCCUUAAUAAAGCUUGUUUCAGAUCUCAAGUUAAGGUUAUCAACAUAAGCAAGAUUAAACAUAUUGAGAUAUGUAUAAAUAAGAUUGCAAGCAAUCGAACGACACAUUUGUAUGAUCCUUAACAAGUUGAAAUAAGAAUAUCAAUAUUGACACUAAGACGCUUCCCAUACAAUAUCCUACAAAUACCGGUUGAAAUUCGUAUAGUAUUAACAACAAAAUAAAAAAAGAUCACUUAAGCUUUUAAGUUCUUGUAAAAGCAAGGAAACUGAAGACAUACUAAUAAAACGUAAACAUAGAAAAAUCUAUAAAGAAUAUCGUCGUCGUCAAGCAGAAUAAUACCUAUGCGAAGUAUGAAAAUAACGAAAAGAUAAAAACUUCAUCAUGAAGGUAGAAGAAUAGAAUGUAUAAAGAAGGGGGACCAGAAAAGACGUGAAAUGAUUAUACACACAACUUAAGCAAACCUAUACUAAAAGAAAUGCAGAAUAAAACAAAACUAGAAUGGACAGCGUAAAGAAAGAAGAUUGAAGAGGGCACGAAGAAAGAAGAUUGAAAAGGGCACGAAGAAAGAAGAUUGAAGAGGGCACGAAGAAAGAAGAUUCAAGAGGGCACGAAGAAAGAAGAUUCAAGAGGGCACGAAGAAAGAAGUUUCAAGAGGGCACGAA